CGCUCUCCGUGUGAUGCGUCGAGUGAUGCGAGGUUGUACGAUUGCUUCUUGGAUGCAGCAUCCGUUUUUCACUGUGCAAGUAAGGCAGGUGACCCAAUCGAUAUUAGCCUACAAAGCCCAGCUCACAUCUACAGGACUGUGACUGUAGCCAUGCAUGGCCUGUAAGCAGCAUAUCAUGGCUCACAGGAAGAGGCCAGGAACAAAUCAGGGAGGAAGCAGUAUGGCUGAGCCUCUCCCCCGGCCCUGCCCCGCCCCCUUCCCUUCAGAGUCACAUGACAGGAAACUACCCGUGCGGUCCCACCCAACUUCGUAUCCUAAAGACUCACAUGAUCAGGCCCAUGUCCAACCGGAUGAAGGGGCGGAGCCACAUUACUGUGGCCAAUUGGAUGCAGAGCUGACAGCCCACCGGCCGGCCACUCCUUCUACACCUGACCACCAGUGUGAGCAGUCCCACGACCACGCCCACGCCCACAACCACGCCCACUCAGACUUCCGGGGUCGAGCGGACAGCUUGGACGGAGACUCCAGCUCUGACUACGUCAACAACACAUCGGACGAGGAGGAAGACUAUGAUGAAGGCUUGGCGGAGGAGGACGAGGGCGUGACCUAUUACAUCCGCUACUGCCCCGAAGACGACUCCUACAUGGAGAGCGUGGACUGUAGCCGCGGCGACUGUAGCAGAGGGGACUGUAGCCGCGGCGACUGCAGGGCUGCAGUGGAGCCUGUUGCAGACACAGACGAAUGUCAGGAGGCUGUAGAAGAGUGGGAGGAGGGGGAGGGCGAGGAGAGGGAGGGGGAGGAGGAGGAAGAGGUGAGAGAGGAGUGGGUGGACCGAGAGGGGGAUGAGGAGGAGGGGGAAGUACGCUGUGAAGUGGUGGAACAGGAUGCAGAUCAACAGAUCUACGAUGGACGGCCCGAGCCAAUCCUGCACCACCACCAUCCAAGCCCCGCCCCAAUGCAGCAGACCCCCCCCAGGGAGGAGGAGGAGGAAGAGGAGAGCGAGGAGUACCUUCCCAAUGAAGAGGAGGAAGAGGAGGAGGAGACAGGAGAGGGGCGGGGCUACACAGAGGACUACUACGUCCCAGAGGCCAAUGGGAACUGUGUUGGUGUGUCCCAAUACCGGGGGAGGCAGGUGGGGGAAGGAGGGGAGGUGGGGGAGGAGGCUGAGGAGGACAUUGACCUGAUUGUGGCCGAGAUCAAGAUGAGUAUGAGCAUGGGCAGUCUGAGCAGUGGUACCGACCACAGCCCAGAGGAGCUGGCUCACGACUCCGCCCCUGCUAACUACCCUCCCCCUGCACUACCCCCUGCCAAACCCUCUCCGGCCCCCGGCCCCUACCCGCUCCACCGCCAUGACAGCCGGCCCAAGUCCCUAAACCUGCCCUCUGCACGCCACAACAACCCGGACCUUCAGAGGGGCUUCAAGGUGCGGGCGAGUACGCCCGAAGACCGUCCACACCGGGCCCAGGAACAGGUGACCAACGGCCCAGAGCAGCAGCCAACCAGAAAGCAGAAUCGUUCCGAUCUCAACCUUCCUUUGGAGAACAACAACACUCCAGAGCAAACUAAGAAGGCAGCGGCUUUCCCCAGCUUUGUGGAUGUGCCGGGACCAUGUGAGCCAGAGGACCUGAUUGAUGGGAUUAUCUUUGCUGCUAACUACCUGGGCUCCACCCAGCUGCUGUCAGAGAGGAACCCCUCCAAGAACAUUCGCAUGAUGCAGGCCCAGGAGGCUGUGAGCAGGGUGAAGAGCCCAGAGGGGGAUGGACAGAGCCUGACGGAGGUGGACCUGUUCAUCUCCACACAGAGGAUCAAGGUCCUCAAUGCUGACUCACAGGAGACGAUGAUGGACAAUGCGUUGCGUACCAUCUCGUACAUCGCUGACAUCGGGAACAUUGUGGUUCUGAUGGCUCGGCGCCGCAUGCCCCGGACCGCCUCCCAGGACUGCAUAGAGACCACGCCAGGGGCACCAGACACCAAGAAACAGUACAAGAUGAUCUGCCACGUCUUUGAGUCUGAGGACGCCCAGCUGAUCGCCCAGUCCAUUGGCCAGGCCUUCAGCGUGGCCUAUCAGGAGUUCCUGAGAGCCAAUGGCAUCAACCCUGAGGACCUUAGCCAGAAGGAGUACAGUGACAUCAUCAACACACAGGAAAUGUACAACGAUGACCUCAUCCACUUCUCUAACUCGGAAAACUGUAAAGAGCUCCUAGUGGAGAAGCAGAAGGGGGAGAUGCUGGGCGUGGUCAUCGUGGAGUCUGGCUGGGGCUCCAUCCUGCCCACCGUCAUCCUGGCCAACAUGCUCAAUGGCGCCCCCGCCGCCCGCUCUGGGAAGCUCAGCAUCGGAGACCAGAUCAUGUCCAUCAACAACACCAGCCUGGUGGGCCUGCCCCUCGCCACCUGUCAGGGCAUCAUCAAGGGCUUGAAGAACCAGGUGCAAGUGAAGCUGAACAUUGUUAGCUGUCCUCCUGUCACCACUGUCCUCAUCAAAAGACCCGACCUCAAGUACCAGCUGGGCUUCAGUGUACAGAAUGGCAUCAUCUGCAGUCUGAUGAGGGGGGGCAUUGCCGAGCGAGGGGGGGUCAGGGUAGGACACCGCAUCAUUGAGAUCAACAGCCAGAGUGUGGUGGCCACGGCACACGAGAAGAUCGUCCAGGCACUGUCCAACUCUGUCGGCGAGAUUCACAUGAAGACAAUGCCGGCCGCCAUGUUCCGCCUCCUAACUGGCCAGGAGACACCCAUGUACAUAUAAGGAUAUCUCUGCUCCUCCUGUGAAUGGUUACAAGAACUUUGAUGGACAUGACGGACUGACAAAUGACAUGCCGAGGACAGCUUCACUUCCUGUGGGCAGGAAGAGACUUCUUUUCAUCUUCUUCUCUGCCUUGUGAUGACUUGUUGACUACUACCAUUAUUCCUCCAUCCCUGCUCUAACACCAGGCAUACUCCGAGACAGAGAAUGUUAACCUUAUUUUUUGGUUGUUGUUUGUUUGUUGUCUGUGCUUUGUUUGUCCUCUGCGUGAGAAACAGGAAGUGAGUGAAUGAAUGAAUGAAUGCAUUGAUUUUUAAAUCCAUAUAAAUGUAAUUAGUUCCUGUGUGUCAGCGUACUUCCUGUGUACUUUAUUUCUUGGUGAUGUAAAUAUAUGAUGUGCUAAUGAGGGGGGUGGAUUUUGCAGGUCAUGGGGGAAUGUGUACUGAAUGUCGGGGUACAGGAGGGAAGAAGGGAGGAGAGUAAAGAUAAGGGUGUGGAAGUCGGAGGAGAGAAGAACUUGAUAGAGAGACAGUUCAGCACUGCUGUCAUUGUAGUUUAGAUGGACUGUAAAAGAGCCGGCCUGGGAUUGAACCCGGGUUAUUUCCCCUUGCUCAGCAGAUCCACAUCACAUUAGACCAAGGUUAGCAGGUGAAGGUCCGAGUGAUUAAAGGCCAUAUCCUUCAGAUGAGGGCAAUACUGCAGUUCUACCAUACUAUGACCAUGUCAUUCUAAUGGUUGUGUAAGUCUCUUUUUUAAAUCCUCAUGUAUGUUGGCAACCAUUUUGAUGAACAGCACAUUCUCACAUACGUAGUUCUGAACUAUUGUUUAAGCUUCUUUGAAUUCAAAUCAGUGUUUGAAACUUGAAAUAAUAUUUUCUAUGUGUGCUAUACUGUACCACAGUAACUUUAUCAAGUUAUUCUGUCCCAAACGGAAGCUAUUGUUCUGACUGGGUGUUGAGUGUGUUGUCUUGUGAGUGCGUGUUGAGUGUGUCGUCUUGUGAGUGGGUGUUGAGUGUGUUGUCGUGUGAGUGGGUGUUGAGUGUGUCAUUUUGUGAGUGGGUGUUGAGUGUGUUGUCUUGUGAGUGCGUGUUGAGUGUGUUGUCUUGUGAGUGGGUGUUGAGUGUGUCAUCUUGUGAGUGGGUGUUGUGUGUCGUCGUGAGAGCUGUGCCCAUUGCCAUUGCUAGAAUGUGUGUAAAUAAAGAGAAUCUCAUCUAGUAUUGUGCUCAAGUAAGACCCACUGUUCGGUUACUGAAAAUAUCUUCAUUUCCUGUGUGAGCAUUGACAGAGUGAAAGCUGAGCUUCCCACUGUGACUGAGUGAGCCAGGCCACUAGACAGCUCCUGGUUCAACUUCAUUGUACUGAACAUUAGAAAACGUAACCAUACAUUUAUCUAUGUGCAUGCCUCUUAAGAUAGUGUCACGUCAAUGAGACAAGAUAAUAAAACAUUAAAUAAAACCCACUGAAAUGUG
This is a messenger RNA of Hypomesus transpacificus, 4208 nucleotides long. It is a transcript of the gene apba2b, whose product is annotated as amyloid beta (A4) precursor protein-binding, family A, member 2b. Gene Ontology annotation, molecular function: amyloid-beta binding; protein binding. NCBI's taxonomy places the organism in Eukaryota, Metazoa, Chordata, Actinopteri, Osmeriformes, Osmeridae. The transcript is spliced from 13 exons. The record is from RefSeq and is a predicted model, not a curated record. Bases 155 to 2743 code for a protein of 862 amino acids. Gene Ontology annotation, biological process: chemical synaptic transmission. Gene Ontology annotation, cellular component: plasma membrane; cytoplasm; dendritic spine.